AUGGCAUUUGACGGGAAGAAGGGUACGGGCAUAGGCCAUCUACCCGAUCAUCUGCUGCUCGAGAUUGGUGGCUGGCUACGCGUGUGCAGCAAUCUAUACGCUUUGAUCUUGACAAGCAGGCGUUUUCACAACUUGUUUGAAAAGGAGCUUUACCGACUCGACACGAGUGGAACGAGAUUCUCGAAAUCGCUCCUGCGAGUGUCCGAGUGCGACUAUGUUCUUGUCAACAAACUCACCAAGUUCGGCUGUAGUCUUGAUGUCAGCUGCCGUCGUCUCUCGUCAUCAGGAGAAGAGAUGACAGCUCUCGUUCGAGCUAUGCGUAAAAACCAUUUUGGUUUGGCUGCAGUUCUCGCAUUGGCCGGCGCAAACGUGGACAAAGCGCCCAACGCCUCGAACAUCCCUGUGUUUAUGGCGCUGGAAGAAAAGACUGGCCUCGAUAUUUUUAAGAUGCUGAUUACAGUCGGGAAUGCCGAUCUCACUGUGUUGAACGAAAAGGGCCACGGACUGCUCACAGCAGCGUCCUCCAACGACAAUAUAGAGGCUGUCCGCUACCUGCUGUCUUAUCCGUCUCGGCUCAACGUCAAAAACACUGAGAAGUCUACCCCGUUCCACCAAGCGAUACGCAAUGAUAAUUUCGAUAUGCUUCUACUACUUCUGAAUAGCCAGUAUACAUAUCCGAACAUGCCCGACGAGCACAACACAACCGCGCUGGAGCUUGCGUGCACCCUGGGCAGACUGGACCAUGUGCAUGCUCUGUUGGACGACAUUAGGAGUGCAUUCGGCUUCCCCUACCACUGGGGCUAUCUCUCUUCUAAAAUCUUGGGAAGCGAGUUCUCCUGA
Cordyceps militaris CM01 is the source of this 840-nucleotide messenger RNA. RefSeq names its product ankyrin repeat-containing domain. NCBI's taxonomy places the organism in Eukaryota, Fungi, Ascomycota, Sordariomycetes, Hypocreales, Cordycipitaceae. Gene Ontology annotation, molecular function: protein binding. The coding region runs from base 1 to 840 and encodes 279 amino acids. The record is from RefSeq and is a predicted model, not a curated record. The transcript has 2 exons.